CCGCCCUUUGAAGCUGAAUUUUCCGAGAUCCUUCUGUGCAAGAAUGAGCUCAACGAGACCCUGAACAACCUGUCCCACUGGAGCAAGGAUGAGCACGUGGAGAAGAAUAUGGUGAUGCAGCUGGACUCUGUCUUCAUCCGCAAGGAUCCGUAUGGGGUGGUGCUCAUCAUCGCACCCUGGAACUACCCCAUCCACCUUGUCCUGGUGCCCCUCAUCGGGGCCAUCGCUGCCGGUAACUGUGUCGUUGUCAAACCCUCGGAGAUGACCAAGAACUCACAGAGACUUGUGGCUGAAGUGCUGCCCAGCUACCUGGACAAGNNNNGCUUGGCCGUGGUGCCCGCCGGCGUGCCGGAGACCACCAGACUGCUGGAGAACAAAUUCGACUACAUCUUCUUCACCGGCAGCCCCUCUGCGGGGAGGCUCGUCGUGGAGAUGCAGAAGAAGCUGCUGCCCGCCCUGCGCGAGGCCAUCACGGAGUUUUAUGGCUCCGACCCUCAGGAAUCCCCCGAUUUCGGCCGCAUCGUGGGGGAGAAGCGGUUCUAUCACAUGCAGAGACUGCUGCACAGUGGACACGUGGAAAUCGGAGGGGAGACGGACGAGUACGACUGCUACAUCGCUCCCAGCGUGCUGGUGGACGUGCUGCCCUCCGAUCCUAUCAUGCAGGAGGAGAUCUUCGGGCCCAUCUUGCCCAUCGUCCACGUGGCCAACGUGGACGAAGCCAUUGAGUUCAUCAACAGCCGCGAGCGGCCGCUGGUUGUGUAUGCCUUCUCCUCCAACGACAAGGUGGUGAACCAGGUGCUGGAGAGGACGAGCAGCGGCGGCUUCUGCGGCAACGACACCCUGAUGCACGUGACGUUGACCUCGCUGCCCUUCGGCGGGAUCGGGAACAGCGGUUUGGGGACGUACCACGGCAAGUUCACCUUCGACACCUUCACCCACCGCCGCCGCUGCGUGCACCGCAGCAUGGGCCGGGAGGCCCUCAACGCCCUGCGCUACCCACCCUACAACCAGCAGAAGCUGGGGAUCGUUCGGGCCACCUCCGAGGUGAAGCGCAAGGGAGCCUGCACCCUGCUCUGA
Messenger RNA from Eurypyga helias (sunbittern), 1077 nucleotides. Its product is annotated as aldehyde dehydrogenase family 3 member B1-like. Gene Ontology annotation, biological process: aldehyde metabolic process. Gene Ontology annotation, cellular component: cytoplasm. The transcript is spliced from 9 exons. The annotation marks the transcript as partial. The record is from RefSeq and is a predicted model, not a curated record. Gene Ontology annotation, molecular function: aldehyde dehydrogenase (NAD+) activity. NCBI's taxonomy places the organism in Eukaryota, Metazoa, Chordata, Aves, Eurypygiformes, Eurypygidae.